UGACAAUCUGUUGCCAAAAAAGAGAAUUGACGUGUUUAUUUCACGUUGUCUGGUCUUCGAUCUCCCAAUAGCCGGUAAUCUGUAAAUAAGUUACGUUAUAAUUAAUGAAAAUGCUUCAGGCAUAUUGCUUGGGUGUUUUACUGUGCGUAGCGGGGUCGUGGGGCAUGUACGACUCCUCCUCGGGCGUAGUGGAGUUAAAUCCUUCAAAUUUUGAUACAUUAGUCACAAAAUCUGAUGAUGUGUGGGUGGUUGAGUUCUACGCCCCCUGGUGCGGCCACUGUAAGAAUCUCGUGCCGGAGUACAAGAAAGCUGCUAAAGCUCUAAAGGGUAUAGUGAAUGUAGGAGCUGUUGAUGCAGACUCCCACAAGAGUUUAGGCCAGAAAUAUGGGGUCACCGGUUUCCCCACCAUCAAAGUGUUCAAGGGCAGCCAACACAUCCCGUACCAGGGGAAGAGGAGUGCUGAGGACAUUGUUGAAGCUGGCUUGAAGGCAGCCAGGGAGAAGGCUUAUGAACGCCUUGGCAGUAAACCCGGCAGCAAAUCAGACCAGUCGGACGUGGUCGAGCUGACAGACAGCAACUUCAAGGAGAAGGUUCUAGACAGUGAUGAGAUGUGGCUGGUGGAGUUCUUCGCGCCGUGGUGCGGCCACUGCAAGAACCUGGAACCACACUGGGCAAAGGCUGCCACUGAACUUAAGGGCAAGAUCAAAGUGGGCGCACUCGACGCCACCGUCCACUCGUCGACCGCCUCCCGCUACCAGGUGCAAGGCUACCCGACCAUCAAGUUCUUCCCGGCCGGCAAGAAGAGCAGCGACUCUGCGGAAGACUACAACGGAGGCAGGACCUCCAGCGACAUUGUGGCGUGGGCUAUGGACAAGCUGGCCGAGAAUGUGCCGCCGCCGGAAAUUAUUCAGGUGACAAACGAGGAAACUUUGAAAGCAUGCAGCGAUAAGCCUCUAUGCGUGGUGUCGAUCCUGCCACACAUCCUGGACUGCAACGCUGCCUGCCGCAACGACUACCUGAGCAUCCUCGCGCGGCUGGGAGACAAGUACAAGAACAAGAUGUGGGGUUGGAUCUGGGCGGAAGCGGGCGCGCAGCCAUCACUGGAGGAGGCGCUGGAGCUCGGCGGGUUUGGGUACCCCGCCAUGGCUGUAGUCAACGCCAAGAAGCUCAAGUUCUCCACGCUGAGAGGCUCCUUCUCCGAGUCCGGCAUCAAUGAAUUCCUCAGGGAUCUGUCAUUCGGUCGUGGUCAGACGGCACCAGUGAAGGGCGCGAAGAUGCCCGAAGUUUCCACCACCGAGGCCUGGGACGGCAAGGACGGUGAGCUGCCCCCAGAAGAGGACAUUGACCUCUCGGACGUCGACCUCGACGACGUCAAGAAAGACGAGUUAUAAAUCUAAUCAAUGGAGAUUUGUGGACUGACGAAUGAAUGUGGUUCCCAUGCUCUCAAAGAUCUAACGUUAAACACGUAAAGACAGUGUAGUAGGAAAUUAUCAACUUGAAUUGUAUUUUUUAGCUCUGGCAAUAAAUAUUCUGUUAGCUAAUACCAGUGUUGCCAUUAAGCGAAAUAACGGCCUCAUGUCUAAACUACUUGAAAAUCUUGAAUGAUAUAAUAAGAUUGUUUCACAGCAAUUAUUGAGUACUCACAACUAUACAUGGCUUAGGUGAAUUUGUUAUUUUGAAUGCAAUUUUAAAUGAACUUUCCAUCUAUGUUAAAUAUACAAGCCAUAAUACAUAUCCACAUUCUAUAAGUACCUCUGAUAAGCUCACUGUUGCUUUAAAAUUGUAUUUAUAAAUCUUAAUUUACAAAUCACAAGUACUAUUUUAUUAUAAUAAUUUUACUGUUUCGUUGAAUGAAAGCGUGAAUAUAAUGGAUGUUGUUUUCUUAGACUAAAAAUGCUCUUUUGCCCAAAAUUUAGAAUUUUUGAAUGUAUAUUACUUUUUGACCUAGUGAUUGUUCAAUUUCAAAUCUUCUAGUUUGUAUAAUUGUAGGUGUGUAUUCUAUAUAGUUGAUAAACUAUUUUUGAAUAGUUGUUCUACCGCAAAUAAUUCCUGGCUGCAACUUCCACUAAGUUUUUUAAGCAUUUAAAACGCGGCCGUACUUGAUACAAUUUUACUAUUUAUGUAAUGUGAAAGUGGUUCAUAAUACAUUUUUAUAAUUUA
Molecule: messenger RNA, 2160 nt
Organism: Pectinophora gossypiella (pink bollworm)
Lineage: Eukaryota; Metazoa; Arthropoda; Insecta; Lepidoptera; Gelechiidae
Gene: CaBP1
Product: protein disulfide-isomerase A6 homolog
Exons: 8
Coding region: 105-1391 (428 amino acids)
Biological process (GO): response to endoplasmic reticulum stress
Cellular component (GO): endoplasmic reticulum lumen
Molecular function (GO): protein disulfide isomerase activity; protein-disulfide reductase activity
Source: RefSeq, a predicted model, not a curated record